Messenger RNA from Girardinichthys multiradiatus, 3812 nucleotides. RefSeq names its product MOB kinase activator 1Bb (gene mob1bb). Gene Ontology annotation, biological process: hippo signaling; positive regulation of protein phosphorylation. The record is from RefSeq and is a predicted model, not a curated record. The transcript is spliced from 6 exons. Gene Ontology annotation, cellular component: cytoplasm; nucleus. The coding region runs from base 263 to 913 and encodes 216 amino acids. Gene Ontology annotation, molecular function: protein kinase activator activity. NCBI's taxonomy places the organism in Eukaryota, Metazoa, Chordata, Actinopteri, Cyprinodontiformes, Goodeidae.
AGUAUCUGCUGAAGAAGUCAGAUACCUUGCUUCUGUUCUCUCUGCGUCUAGAGCAGCAGUGGUAAAUCAGAGAGUCUGGGAGACAAAGCUGUUUUCGGUUUUGUUAGUCUGGCUAUACUAAUAUUAAUUUGAGAAAUUAAUCGGUUCCAAUAGAAAAAGCGGACAAUACCAGAAGAAGAGGGAGAUUAAAGAGUUUGGCCCAUUUGGUGUCCAUCCUCUCAGCCUGAUUUAAAGAAGAUUUUUUUCUGAUCUCCGGGGAAACAUGAGCUUCCUUUUUGGAAACCGUUCAUCUAAAACAUUCAAGCCCAAGAAGAAUAUCCCAGAGGGUUCUCAUCAGUAUGAGCUGUUGAAACAUGCUGAGGCUACGCUGGGGAGUGGAAAUCUGCGCAUGGCGGUCAUGUUGCCCGAGGGGGAAGACUUGAAUGAGUGGGUCGCUGUCAACACGGUGGAUUUCUUCAACCAGAUCAACAUGCUGUAUGGCACCAUCACAGACUUCUGCACGGAAGAAAGCUGUCCAGUCAUGUCUGCCGGUCCAAAGUACGAGUACCAUUGGGCCGAUGGAACCAACAUCAAGAAACCCAUCAAAUGCUCGGCCCCCAAGUAUAUUGAUUACCUCAUGACCUGGGUGCAGGACCAGCUCGAUGACGAGACGCUUUUCCCUUCAAAGAUCGGUGUUCCCUUUAAGCGCAACUUCAUGUCUGUGGCGAAGACCAUCCUGAAACGCUUGUUCAGGGUCUACGCUCACAUCUACCACCAGCACUUUGACUCCGUCAUGCAGCUGCAAGAGGAGGCCCACCUCAACACAUCCUUCAAACACUUCAUCUUUUUUGUUCAGGAGUUCAACCUCAUUGACAGAAAGGAGCUGGCCCCUCUACAGGAGCUGAUUGAGAAACUGACCACUAAGGAUAGAUAAACAGCAAUGCAAACUCGUAUUUAGUUGUCCUAGUUUUUGCACAGAUGCCCACCCCACCCUGGCUGUAUGUAUGCAGUAUAUACUACAUGGAUUUCUAUUUGGGGAAAUGUUUUUAAUAUUGCCAGGAAGAAGGCUGGGUUUUUGAUAGGUUUAAGGCACCAGGACUAAUGUUAUCAGGGAUUACAGACUUAAUUAACAGAGAAAAGACAUUUAGGUGUAUGGAGGAGAAUCCCUUGUAUCCACACAUGAUGAUUUAGGAUUAUAAAGACAUAUUGUAUGUUUUAUUUCUUCCCUCCGAUCAUCCAGCGCAUUCACAAGGGAGAAUAACUGUGUUAAUUUUAUGGGGAAACUUUAAGAUCAUUCAAUAGUUUUACUCUUUUUUUCAUUCUCCACGGAAAAAUCAGACUUUAGUUGACUACUGUAGUUGCCAUCAGUACAGGAGAACCCUAAGUGCCUAGCAUGGCUCGUCGUUGCCCUAUAUCAGCAGUGACAACUGUCAGAAGAUUAAGGCCAUAUUUGAUCAACGUAUUUUAAAUUUUCAACCUACCUCCCUUUAAACAUAAGUAGCCCUGAAUUCUCCCUUUUCUCUCUGUUUUUUUUUAACUGUAUGUUGCAUGGAAAGAUUUUUCCUGUAAACCCUCAAAUCUUUUUUUUUUUUUUUUGGUAAGUCUCCUUGCUACGUGCUCUGAGAGGGUGAUGAUAAAUGAAUGUGUUGAAAGAUAUAGAAGUGAGGUUAGAGUUUUUUGUCCUUUUAGAGCAGGGACCAGUGAGAAGCUUUUAGGAUUGUCUAGUGACAAGUCCCCAUUCGCUAGAUUUCCCACCUAAAACCUUUUAAGUAGAAACAUUUAGCAAUGGAUCAAACACCUUGAACUGUACAUACAUACCUGCAGAUAGAUACAGAUGCAUAUUUAACCUCCACAGUUUGAAAACUAUAAGCAUUUUGAGUAAUGCUACGUACCUUGGUAUCUGGAUAGCCAUGAAGCACUUUGAACAAGUUUUCUAACCACUCUUGCCUGAAUGUUUCCUCUACACAUGUUGAAGUUUGUGAGAAGCUGUGUCAUGGGACUGAUCACAUACAGUAGUUCUUAAAAGUAUACACACCCCUGUUAUAGUUCCAGGUUUUGGAGACGUAAAAAUUUGAGGCCACGAUAAAUGAUUUCCUAACUUUUCUCAUCUUUUUAACGCAACGCAUGUCCUGUACGAUUUAAGUGAAAACAAGAGAAUCUGUUUGGGGACAAAAUCUAAAAUGUAGAAAGUGUGCACCCCCUUAAACCAAUACUUUUGAAAACACCUUUUUGGUUUAAUUUCAGUAUUCAGUCUUAUUUAGUUGGAGUCUAAGGUUCGCCACUUCUUGACCUGACAGUAUUUGCCUGUUUAGUGUAGUUCUACACUCUGGUUUGACCAUCACAUUUCUUUAAUUUUUACCAUGUGAAGUCACUCUUUUAUUCAUUUGAAACCGAUUGCUAGUUUUAGUUGUUGCAGCCACACAAGAACCCCAAGUGUUUCUGAAGAAAAGUCAUAGCAGAUCAUGAUGCUGCCACCAACAUGUUUCACAAUAAGCGUAAUGUUAUUUUGGGGAUGUUUCUGUGCUAAGCAUACCUUUGGGAACUGUGGCCCAAAGGUUCCAGAAGAAACCAGUUUGGUUUAUUUUUUACCACCCUACUUCUGAGUCCAGACAAACAAAGGGUGGAGGAGAGUUUUGUUGCAUGUUGCUCCUCCUGUGUUGUGGCCUCCCGGUUGCCUCCAUGACCUGUUAAUCUUGUUUUCAUUCCUUUUGGAGAAAUGUCACUCUGGCCUCAUAUUGUCUCCAGUUACUGAUGCUUGUGUUUACUGUACCAUACUAUAUUGAAAUUUUGUUUUCACCAUUAUCUGUACAAUAAGAUCCUUUUGAUUGUUAGUUAAUCUACAAACUAUAGAUUUAAAUGCUGAAAUUAAAUCAAAAGUUGCUUCAUCGUUUAAGUGUCGGUUUAAUUGUGUGCACACUUAUACAACCAAAUGUUUGUAUCUUUUUGUUUUAUUGUAUUCUGAUUAGCUGUUUUUGUUUUUUUCAGUUGUGCAGGUAAAUGUCACAUUAAAUGUGGAAAGCUUUAGGAAUGGUUUAUCAUGGUCAUAGUUACAAAAUCCUGGAAUUUUAACAGCAGUGUGCACAGUUUUGAGAACUACUGUAUCUCCUUCCUCAUAAUUUUCCAAAUGAAUGUUUAAAUGGAUCAAUUUUAUCUGUGGUUAGCUGUAAGGCAUAACUAAGCUUUUCCUAUGCUUCUAUGUGAUUUGUUUUAUUUUUUAUAUUAUUUAAAUCUUUUUUGUCGCUGUGCUUUUAACAGCUGAAGCAUGCUCCCCUUCCUAUAAUGUCAACAUUCAGUUGCUAUGCAAUGACUCAAACAACACUAAAAGAAUUACCAGUCGCCUCCUUCGUCCAUAAAUCUUUCUUAAUAGUGCUUGAAUUCGGGUGGGCCAGAAGUGGAAAAGCCCGUCUGUCUGCAUUAGUUUAAAAACAGUGAUACGAACGUUUUAUAGCAGAAAUGUUGGAAGUAAAACCGAUGCACAUGUGUAAAUACUGACGAUUGGCUGAUUUUUAAGUUAGCAUGGAGUGGUGGCUUUCUGUUCAGUGAAUACAUUGAGUCUUUUUAGAGGCUGCUUCGUCUCCUUUAUUCAGUUAUUUACAUAUUUAAUACGUUUGACUUUGUCUAAUUAUUAUGAAUGUUACUGAUCAGCAGAUACUCUAAAGUGUAAUAGAAUAAAAUGUCAUCCUCAUGAAAUGCCCACAACAAAGCCUACAGUUGGUCUUAUUUACUUUGAUUGAUGAGAUGUUUGUAAAUAAUGGCUUGAUAUGGAUUUUCAGUGCUACUGAAUUGGUUUAUGCUGUUUACAAGGCAAAUAAAGGUGGUCUUGACUCGCUGAA